Messenger RNA from Daktulosphaira vitifoliae (grape phylloxera), 479 nucleotides. RefSeq lists its product as uncharacterized. Bases 56 to 412 code for a protein of 118 amino acids. The transcript is spliced from 4 exons. NCBI's taxonomy places the organism in Eukaryota, Metazoa, Arthropoda, Insecta, Hemiptera, Phylloxeridae. The record is from RefSeq and is a predicted model, not a curated record.
GGGAGACAUGUAUAAUAAAAUUUAUGUGAUGUGGAUUUGUUGAUUUUAUUUAAUUAUGGAGUACAAAUUGAGAAAAUACAGAGUUGAGUUGGGUGUUACAGAGAAAGAAUUAAGUAAUAUCGUCCCUAAUGAUGAUGAACAAUGGAUUGACGACAAGCAAAGAAUUGCCAUACUUGAGAAGAAAAUCAAUGUAAUGAGGGCUGAAAUUGACCACCUAAAAUUUGUUUUCUGUCAGAUGAUAAUGGGCAAACCAAUUCCAACCAAAGCAGGAGACUGUAUCGAAAGUACUUUAAGGUUGUCCAUUAGUAAUGAUGCGAGUUUCAAAUCCAACAGAAUAAAUAGUGUAGAAAACAAUGCAAUUGAUUCCAAAUCAGACCGGCCACCUUCUGCAUCAAAAUUAGCAACGAAGUAGUAAAAUACACAUUUUUAUUAAUGAAUUAAAAUUGGUUUAAUAGUUUAAAUUGCAUUGCCUGGGAAUU